UUAAUAUGAAGUCAGAUUCGCUCCGAGACUUCAGUGAAAUUUAUUAUCCAUAAAACUGACUAGUCUGAUUUCCAUUUUGAGUUUUGGAUCGUGAGCAUGGGGGGCGGCGCGAGCAAGGAUAAGAACAGUCGUCUCCUUGAGACGAUCAUCGACCAUGAGAAGGAGAUUAACUGCAUGGCGCUGUCUGAAGACCAGAGUCUGCUGGUCACGGGCUCAGAAGACUGCACCGCCAGGAUGUGGAGCACGAAGAGCGACGAGACCGAGUGCCUCGGCAUUCUCAAAGGCCACCUGAGCUACAUCACGUGUAUUGGCAUCAGCGACGUGUUCGUCGUCACAGGGUCUAGCGACAAGACCAUCAGAAAGUGGGAUAUGACCACCUGCGAGUGUGUCUACGUUUACAGGGGUCACGAAGCUCGCGUUCAGCGAAUCAUCUGCACGGGCGAGUUUAUCUUCUCGACGUCGUACGACAAGAGCGCCAAGGCUUGGCUCUUUGAUGAGGAGGACUUGUCAGACGAUCCUGCCGAGUUGACGCAGGCACAGCUCGACAACGCCAUGUGCAUCAGGACUUUCAAGGGUCACACGAAGGCGGUGUAUCCAAUCAUCUACAUCCCAGCCCCUGAUGAUGGCGCAGAAUCACCUGAUGAGAUGUCGAUCAGCCCUAACGACAUCAUCAUUACGGGCAGCGGCGACAAGACGGCUAAAUCUUGGUCUUUUCUUUACGGAACUUGUCUUCAGACGUUUAAGGGGCACAAAGAUACCGUAGCGUCCAUGGUGACAGACUCGACUGGCAGAACCCUGUACACGGGCAGCGCUGAUAGGACCAUCCGCUCCUGGAACAUCCAGCGCGGCGAGUGUCUCAAGGUGAUGGAAGGCCACGAAGGUCCCGUCAUUUCCUUGACGGUCGUCAACCGCCUGCUGUACUCAGGCAGUCAGGACGGCACAGCGCGCUGCUGGGUGCGCGAGUUCGGCGACUGCACCAGAGUCUACAGAGGCGCUAAGCACUCCAUCGUCAGCGUCAAGCUGCACAAUGGCAUACUGUUUACCGCCAGCGGAGAUACGUGCGCUCGUGCCUACGAUCCCAAGACCGCGGCACUGAAGAAGACCUUCCAGGGCCACAUGACGGGCGUCCUCUGCAUGACUUUCGUCGGCAACAAAAUGUACACCGGCGGCUCAGAUUCAACCUUGAGGGUGUGGGACAUUAAAGACGUUCACCAAGAUCAGGAACCUCAGGAAGAAGAAGAUGAAGAUGCAGCGCCACUCCCUCCUCCAGUCCCGACCAGGCGUCUGGAGGAAAACCAAGACAUUGAAGAUGACGACGAAGAUUCGAGCCCGAAACUGAACUUGCAAAGCCUGGACGAGCAAAGCGGACGCAUCGGUGGGUACGACAACGUGGACAUGAGUCGUGGCUGAUGGAAUUAGCCAUCGACUGAUACGACAACGUGGACAUGAGUCCUUGAUCUCAUGGACACAUUGAAGGGAACGAAAACUUGGACAUCGUGGGUAAUCCCAUGACCUCAUCAACUUGUACGACAACAGGGACACAAAUCGUGGGUGAUCGAAUGAAUUCAUAGAGGUUACGACAACGUCGACAUCAGUCGUGGGAGAUCGCAUGAACAGCGGGGCGGGUACGACAACUUGGGCAUGAAAUAGAUCGAGGGUAUGACAACUUGGGCAUGAAAUAGAUUGAGGGUACGACAACUUGGACAUCGUGGGUAAUCCCAUGACCAAAUUCAUCAACUUGUACGGCAACAGGGACAUAAAUCGUGGGUGAUCGAAUGGAUUCAUUGGGGUUACGACAACGUCGACAUCAGUCGUGGAAGAUCGCAUGAACACCUAGGCGGGUACGACAACUUGGGCAUGAAAUAGAUUGAGGGUACGACAACUUGGACAUCGUGGGUAAUCCCAUGACCUCAU
Molecule: messenger RNA, 1914 nt
Organism: Hyalella azteca
Lineage: Eukaryota; Metazoa; Arthropoda; Malacostraca; Amphipoda; Hyalellidae
Product: WD repeat-containing protein 86
Exons: 10
Coding region: 97-1410 (437 amino acids)
Biological process (GO): protein polyubiquitination
Cellular component (GO): SCF ubiquitin ligase complex
Molecular function (GO): protein binding; ubiquitin-like ligase-substrate adaptor activity
Source: RefSeq, a predicted model, not a curated record